Messenger RNA from Bombus pascuorum, 1820 nucleotides. It is a transcript of the gene Rab10, whose product is annotated as ras-related protein Rab-10. The record is from RefSeq and is a predicted model, not a curated record. The coding region runs from base 516 to 1118 and encodes 200 amino acids. Gene Ontology annotation, cellular component: recycling endosome; Golgi apparatus; insulin-responsive compartment. Lineage: Eukaryota; Metazoa; Arthropoda; Insecta; Hymenoptera; Apidae. The transcript is spliced from 5 exons. Gene Ontology annotation, molecular function: GTPase activity; GTP binding. Gene Ontology annotation, biological process: cellular response to insulin stimulus.
ACGUGAAUUUACAUAAACAUCCGCAGUCUAGUAAUAACUUUGUGCGUAUGUGUCCCGUUAGUAUCCAGGUGAUUUAAAAUUAUUCUUGCAGUGGUGGUGACCUCCCGUGGUAGAUGAAAUAUUCGCAAUUGAACCCGGCAGAGUUUCGCGAUUACCGCUAAUUACUAUAAAGACACAGUUGUACAUAUUACGGAUUGUUGGUCGGUUAAUAAAUCAGUAAGUUCUGUUCAGACUUGUGACUGAAAGCAAAGUGCAAAGUUACCCCGAUGCUUCUGCGUGCUGGUCUGUUGUGUGACGUCGUACUGUCUUUUAAUAGUCAGCCCCUGUGACCGGUUUUUCCGUCGUUAACAAGACACCGUUGUACGUUGAGACGCGCCCUCGUCCGACCUUGAAACCUAUAAUCGUUCAUAACGUUCGAUGUUCGAAACAUUGUCUACAAAACUAUUAAUCGUGCUCCACAGGUUCGAAUCUUUUUUGUUUUCUUCGGCGCCUCGUUAACAAGAAGCAACAGUGAAAUGGCAAAAAAGACGUACGAUCUGUUGUUCAAGUUGCUGCUGAUCGGUGAUUCCGGAGUUGGCAAAACUUGUAUAUUGUUUAGAUUUUCGGACGAUGCAUUUUCGACGACAUUUAUUUCCACAAUAGGUAUCGAUUUUAAAAUCAAGACAGUGGAAUUAAGAGGAAAGAAAAUCAAGUUACAGAUAUGGGAUACAGCCGGUCAAGAAAGAUUUCAUACUAUUACUACAUCAUAUUACAGAGGUGCAAUGGGUAUUAUGCUUGUUUAUGACAUUACUAAUGAAAAGACAUUUGAAAAUAUUGUUAAAUGGCUGAGAAAUAUCGACGAACACGCGAAUGAAGAUGUGGAGAAGAUGAUACUGGGAAACAAAAGCGAUAUGGAAGACAAACGUGUUGUUAGCACAGGAAGAGGGGAAGCGAUAGCGCGAGAACAUGGAAUCAGAUUUAUGGAAACAUCUGCGAAAGCAGAUAUUAAUAUUGACCGUGCAUUUAAUGAAUUAACCGAAGCAAUAUUGGAGAAAACUCAUGGAAAGGAACCGCAAGAUGCUCCUGAUAGAGUAACGGUUGAUCGAAGGGUGGAAAGAAAUUCUAAUCGGUGCUGCUAAUCUUAUAUUAUUUAUUUUAACAGCGCAUAAUAUACUAUAUAUCAGCUCGUGCCACUCAAAAUAGAUCUGUGGAUAGAUUUAGAGCAUAAUUUAAAAAAGCAUAAUAGUAUAAUUAAACUCUUCACAACACUGCCUAAUCAAAUUCAAUUGAACUUAUUUAAUGAGAUUUCUGAUAAAGAUAUAUCUAAAUUUACUUCAAAAAAUAUAAAAGGAAAUAACUCCAAUUUGGAAGUGAAGUUUUUUAAUUAUACCUGGAUUUCAAAGGGUGGGUUAUAAAUGCUAUUUGUCACAUAUAUGACUGUAUACUUAUAAAUGUACUUAUAAAUGUGUCUAUUGCAUGUAUACAAGCAUUAAGCUCCAUCACAGCUUUUAUAAAGAACACUACAAAUCAAUAAUAUAUACUGCUGAUGGAGCUUUGUUUUCCAUGUGAAACUUCAUGCGUUGUUGCACGAACAAAGUCAACUAGGAACAAUUUGUUUGUUAUGAGGCUGCAAUUUGUUACCAUAAUGAGACGAGUGAGAAUGAAUGAGGGCUUUUGAUCUUAAAAAAAUCUAUGUGAACAUUGAAUGCUUUUUCAUACAGACAUUGCACUACAUUGCUUAUUUACAUCUUAAGUUAAAAUCUAAAAGCUUAAGUCCAAGAGCUUUUAUCCUACUUGUGUAAGACUAAUUUACUACAAAUAUAAAUAUUCACGAUUUCGAA